AUGCCUGUCUUGCUUUUUUAUGAGCUUUUAUUAAUUUCUUCUUAUUAUUUUACAUUUCUUCUUUCUUUCUUUCUUUUUCUUCUUCUUUCUCUCUCUCUCUCUCUCUUUCUUUUUACCUUCUUCUUUUUUUUCUUCCUCUGUCGUUUUCUUUUAUAUCUUUCUUUCCUUCUUUCUUUCUUUCUUCACAAUUUUCUUUCUUCUUUCUUCUCUUCACUAGUUUCUUUCUUUCUUUCUUUCUUUCUUUCUUUCUUUCUUUCUUAUAUACUCCUUCUUUUUUCCAUUAUAUUCUGUAUUUAUUUCUACAAUUUGUCGAUUAUAUUUCUUUUUUUUUUUGCUUUUACGUCAUUUUCUGCACUUCAUUCUGUUUUGUCUAUAACUUUUCUUUUGCUUAAUAGCAUUAUCCUUUCAGUUAUUCAUUCAUUCAUUUUUUUAUUGAUUCUUUAUUUCUCACAUCUUUAUCUUUUUUACAUUUUUCAUUUUACAUCACAUUUUGUGUCUCUCUCAUUCUUUUUUUUUUUUAAAAUCAUAUCUAUAUAUUUUUCCUUUCUACAUCCAACCUCAUGCUUCUUUCUUUAUUUCUUUCUUCCUUUCCUUCUUUCUUUCUUUCUCACGUCUAUAGUCCUUUAUUUUCUUCCUCCAUUUUUCUUUCCUUUUGUAUCCUCCUUUCUAAGUCACGUCUCUAAAUUUUUCUUUCUUUUUUCUUAUCCUGUGUCGCUUUCUUUCUUUCCAUUUUAUAAACAUUUUAUUUCUAUCUAUUUAAUAGCAGUCUUUCUUUCCUUCCAUUACAUAGUACUUUUUUCUUUCUUUCUUUCUUUCUUUCUUUCUUUCUUUCUUUCUUUAUUUAUUUCUUUAUAUUCUAUUCACUUCCAAUUUUCAUCCUUUCUUCUACCAUCGUUGAAUGUACUACUUAAAAAAAACAAAAUAUUAAAAGAAAUCACCUGA
Messenger RNA from Acanthosepion pharaonis, 942 nucleotides. The record is from the annotation of a GenBank genome assembly. Lineage: Eukaryota; Metazoa; Mollusca; Cephalopoda; Sepiida; Sepiidae.